This is a messenger RNA of Lodderomyces parapsilosis, 699 nucleotides long. RefSeq lists its product as uncharacterized. The record is from RefSeq and is a predicted model, not a curated record. The transcript has 2 exons. Gene Ontology annotation, molecular function: protein-lysine N-methyltransferase activity. The coding region runs from base 1 to 699 and encodes 232 amino acids. NCBI's taxonomy places the organism in Eukaryota, Fungi, Ascomycota, Pichiomycetes, Serinales, Debaryomycetaceae. Gene Ontology annotation, biological process: peptidyl-lysine dimethylation; peptidyl-lysine monomethylation. Gene Ontology annotation, cellular component: cytoplasm.
AUGACAGAAGAGAUUAAAUUGAACUCGUCGAAGUUAGGUACUCAGGAGUACUGGAACGAAUUCUAUAAAAAGGAAUUGGAAAAUUUUCAAAGCAACAGUGAUGACACUGGUGAAUGUUGGUUCGAUGACUCUGAUGCAGAGUCCAAAAUGAUACAAUUUGUAGCAGAAAAACUAGAGGACGGUGAGUUAGGGGACGCCACUCUGUUCCUUGAUUUGGGAACAGGGAAUGGACAUCUACUUUUCAAAUUGCUGCAAGAGUUGAAAGAUUUCAACAAAUCAUUUACUUUUCAUGGAAUAGAUUAUUCAGCAGAAUCGAUUAGAUUUGCCAAAGACAUCGCAGAGAAGAAGUUCCCAACAACUUCAUUCAAGUUUGAUCAAGUUGACUUAUUGGGCAAUACACCACUUCUAGACAAUAACUUCGACGUACUAUUGGACAAAGGCACUUUAGAUGCAAUUGCUUUAAAUCAAAAUCUCAUCAAUGGAAAGAGAGGAAUGGACAUAUACGCAAGCCAAGUCUCAAAGAUGAUGAAAAGAGGCUCUGUCCUUCUAAUCACUUCCUGUAAUUUCACGGAAGAAGAGCUUGUCAAAGUGAUCACAUCUGGUACCGAAUUGAGAAAAUGGGAUCAGAUUACGUACCCGAGUUUCCAAUUCGGUGGUAUAAAUGGUUCAACCGUUGUAAGCAUCGCGUUUAUUAAGUAA